Clarias gariepinus (North African catfish) is the source of this 2733-nucleotide messenger RNA. RefSeq names its product kinesin family member 6 (gene kif6). Lineage: Eukaryota; Metazoa; Chordata; Actinopteri; Siluriformes; Clariidae. The transcript has 21 exons. The coding region runs from base 41 to 2338 and encodes 765 amino acids. Gene Ontology annotation, biological process: microtubule-based movement. The record is from RefSeq and is a predicted model, not a curated record. Gene Ontology annotation, molecular function: microtubule motor activity; ATP binding; microtubule binding.
UUUGUUUAAUUUCUUGUUUAUCGGACAAACCCGAGAGAAAAUGGUGAAGCAGACCAUCCAGAUAUUCGCUCGCGUUAAACCGACACAUAAAACAGCCGCGGUGUACUCUGUGGGUAAUGAGGAACAGAGCGGAGGCAGCUUGGAGUUCGUCAUCCCAAGGGAUCUUGCAGACGGCUUCAUCAAUAACAAGAGGGAGAGCUACAGGUUCAGGUUUCAGAAGGUUUUCGAUCAAGCAAUCAAGCAAGAGGAAAUCUUUGAGGCGAUUGCGAAGCCCGUGGCUGAUAAUGUCUUGGCAGGUUACAACGGUACGAUCUUCGCCUAUGGACAGACUGGCAGCGGAAAAACGUUCACUAUUACAGGAGGCCCUGAGUGCUACAGCGACAGAGGAAUCAUCCCGAGAACUCUGUCCUACCUGUACCAGCAUUUCAGCCAAGACAGCAGCAUGGUGUACACCACUCACAUUUCCUACCUGGAGAUCUACAAUGAGGUGGGAUACGACCUUCUGGAUCCACGACACGAAGCGUCCAAUCUGGAGGACUUACCGAAGGUGACAAUAAUGGAAGAUCCUGAUCAGAACAUUCACCUGAAGAAUCUGUCCUUACAAACAUCAGCCAGUGAAGAAGAGGCUCUGAACCUGCUUUUCCUGGGUGACACCAACCGCAUGAUUGCAGAGACCCCGAUGAAUCAGGCCUCCACACGCUCUCACUGCAUCUUCACCAUUCACCUGUGCAGCCGUGAGCCGGGAUCAGCCACGGUACGUCGCUCCAAGCUGCACCUGGUGGACCUGGCUGGAUCUGAGAGGGUGGGGAAGUCCGGCGUCGGGGGCCAGAUACUCACCGAGGCCAAGUACAUCAACCUUUCUCUGCACUAUCUUGAGCAGGUCAUCACAGCUCUGUCAGAGAAGAAUCGCUCUCACAUCCCUUACCGAAACUCCAUGAUGACGUCUGUGCUUAGAGACAGUCUGGGUGGCAACUGCAUGACCACCAUGAUCGCCACGCUGUCAGUGGAGAAGAGAAACGUUGAUGAGUCGAUCUCCACGUGCCGUUUUGCCCAGCGAGUGGCCAUGAUUAAAAACGAAGCGCUCCUUAACGAGGAACUGGACCCGUCACUGUUGAUUAUUCGUUUAAAGAAGGAGAUCCGGUGCUUGAAAGAGGAGCUAGCUCUGGUGACCGGAGAGCAGAGAAGUGAUGAGCUGACUCAAGAAGAGAUCCAGAGGAUUGAAGACCAGCUCAAGGUGUUUCUCGAUGACCCUGACCCUGAAGUGACUCUGGAACUAGGGCCAGACAUGAGAAGAAUCCAGCACUGCUUUUCUUUCUUAAAGGCGAGGCUGCUGGAGAAACCGAGUGUUCGGAAUGGAGCUGGUGAUAUUCUACCUCUCUCAUCAUCAAGCAUCACAGACGGUCCAGACGGUCCAGCCAACAGAGAGCUGGUCAAACUGAGGGACAUGUUAACUCAGCGUGACAAAGAGAUCAGUGUUCUAGUGAGCAUGCUGAAAAAAGAGAAGACGAAGGUCCAAGAAGCCAGCGCUCAAUUAGCAAAACUCGGCGCCUCCCAGAGCUCGUUCCAGUCAUCAUCCUCUGCCACGUACACCGAGAAAAGGUCCAAGCAUGAAUCUUUGGACGAUUCCAAACAAGGAAAUUGCAAGAAAAAUGGAGCAGAGCUGUCUAUGGGGCGACAGGAAGCAUUUGAAAUAUUUCGGAGUGAGCGCGAGGAGAAUAUCACUAUAGAAGACAACAAGAUCAUACUGAAGCAGAGGUUUGUUGAAGCUAAGGACCUGGGUGAGCAGGUUAACCAGGCCAGGAGCAGAGUCAAUGAGCUGAAGAAGCAGUUGGAGAGUAGAAGGAUGCAGAUGGCAGCACAGGGUGUAAUGGAGAAUCAGACAAAUGCAGGAUCAGAUCCUGUAGAGGAGAAACUCCGUAACCAGAUUGAGGAAGAGAAGAAAUGUUAUAAGAGCACAUUUGAACGAUUAAAAGGCUUAAAGACCGAGAUCGAUCAUCUCCAGCACCUGCUUCAGAGGUCAAAGAUCAAACUGCAGAAGGACUUCGAGGACUGGUGGACUCAGGAGACGGCAAGGCUACAGCAGAAUCAAUGCUCAGAGGUAACAAGAGCAGGGCGGAGCCAGGGCAGCUCUUCUCCAUGCAGUUCGCUGCAUGAUCACCACAUAGACACCCAGGACGGAGCACACCAGCCUACACCACCUACACGAGAGCUCAGAGCCUUGUCCUCUGCUGGUCUUGCCUCGACAUCUAUCCCACUGACUGGAGACCAACACACUGAUGCAGAUAUAUUGGCCUUCAUCAAAGCCAGACAAAAUUUUCUUACCAGAACAGGUAUCUAGACGGCACCGUAGCAUAGCGAUUAGCACUGUGGCUACGCACCUCCAGGGUCGAGGGUUCGAGUCCCACCUCAGGUCUGUGUAGAUAAAGUUUGCAUGUUCUUCCCAUGCUUGGUGGGUUUCCUCCCACAGGUCAAAGACAUGUAGAUUAGGUUCAUAGGCGUUCCCCUAGUGUGUGAAUGGGUGGUGUGUGUGAUGGAUUGGCACCCUGUCUUUGUCCACCCUUACCCCACCUGGGACAGGCUACAGGCCUCCUGGAACCCCGUAUAGGAUAAACAGUGCAGAAGAUGUUAAACAAAUGAGCAGGUAUCUGAUUCAUGUGUGUAAACGGGAGGCAUAACGAAUGUUUAAUGUGUGUGUGUUUGACAACAAUUCAUUUUUAAAGUCUAAUCAUAAAU